Messenger RNA from Struthio camelus australis, 2477 nucleotides. The record is from RefSeq and is a predicted model, not a curated record. NCBI's taxonomy places the organism in Eukaryota, Metazoa, Chordata, Aves, Struthioniformes, Struthionidae.
GCUCGGCCCUGGGUUGAGGCAGGGCUGGAUCAACGCGAGCGGAGGGUUGGGGCAGCCUCGGGAAGCACAUGGGGCUGGAGGCUCCCCAGGGGUCUACUGACUGCCCGUGGUGGUGUGUGUGGAGCAGGAGAUGCCAGCUGCUUCAAAAGGGGCUAAGCACUGGAUUUGGGCAGUUUUCCAUGCUGGGUUGGCACUGGCUGACGCUGCUGGGGGUUGAAUACUCCAAACUUGGGGAAGUGGGGUGAGUGUGAGCCUGGGGGUCUGCAGCAGUCCCAGCUUUGGAGCUCCCUAAUCGGGUAGAAGAAGACCAAGGACUCUGUCAUGCAUGCAGGGAGUGGGUUGCUUUCUGUGAAUCUGUUAAUGAGAUUUAAUGAACACUGCUAACCAAAAGAGGAUCAAGUCCUAGCUUGGAAAACCAUCGAAUCCCAGCCAGGGUUAUAUUUGCCUUGCUCGGAUAAGAGGCUCCUGGUGCAACUGUGGGCUGUGGAAGGGAUCCCAUGCCUGUGUGAGGAGGGGGACUGCUUGGAUGGAGGGCUCUCUGCUACUUAACCAUAAAGGUCAAGGCUCUUGGCAUCGAUCUGAAACAGUCUUGUCCCUGGUUACCCAACAGCUUCUUGCAGAUGACAAGGAUGGUUAGCAAAGUGGCUGAGCCUGUGGUGUAUUCUUGCUGCUUGCUCAAAGGGCUUCCGUGCCACCGUGCCUGGGUUCUCAAGAUUAAGAAAUGGGCAGAAAAACAUCCUAUUGCUUCACUUGCCCGUGUGCAAGCUUGCCCUGUGCCCAUGUUGGGGUGGGAACCCAGUGGGGUUUUGGCUCCAAGCCAGUGCCGAGAGCACAACUGGCUGCAUUGAUGUGUCAGAAGCUCUGGUAGCUCUUGGACCUGGUGGAAGAGGAACAGUAAACUUCAGUAUUUGCCCCUUCCCCAUCCUCCUGAGCUGCACCCAGGUUGUAUCUGACCUCAGUUGUGCUCAAGUCUUUCCCUCUGCCCAAGACACCCCUGAAAUCCUGAAUGCCUGAGUCCCAGGCCAGGUCUGGCAGCCAGAGGCAGGGAGGUUUCCACUCUGUUAGCUUUGCUGUGGGGCCAAGCCUUGCCCAGCCUGGCUACUGCACGUUUUGCUCUGGCAGCAAACACGCUGGCCCUCCUCCUGCUUGCUUGCAGCUUGCGCAACACCCCUGUAACCAGUGCUGCUUUCCUCCCUGCAGCUGCCACGAUGCCUCUGUCGCAGAGCAGGGCUGGCCAGCAGAUGCCCUGCAGCAGCAAGGUGUGCAGGAACCUCUUUGGCCCUGUGGACCACCACCAGCUCCAAAAUGACUUCCAGGACCUGUUGAGGCAACAGCUGGAAGAAGCCCAGCACCGCUGGAACUUUGACUUUGAGACAGACACACCCUUGGAAGGAUGCUUCAAGUGGGAGAGGGUUGUCUUUGCUGACCAGCAGCUGCACAGCCCAUCCAAGGCCAACAGCAGUGAGAGUUGGAGCUGCUCCUCAGCCCACAAGGUACCCUCCAAGGACCGUCUUGGCCAGGCCUGCUCUGAGGUGCCUCAGCAGGGCUCUGAGGCUUGCACGGCUGGUUCCCCGCAGCGCUUGAAACGCAGGCAGACCACCAUCAAAGACUUCUACAACUCCAAGCGGAGAAUCGUCCCCGACAAGCCCAAGCCGUGACCUCGUGGUGCUUGGCACCAUUUGCAAGUGCCUCUGCUGAGGGUGCUGUCAUCGGGGAUCCCUCACAGCUGCUGAUGCUAAUGUGCCCUAGGGGUGUCUGUGGCUCUUUCCUCAGCCCUGUACUAUGUAAGCUGUGUGUAUGAAGCAACAUAGUCUGUAGUUCCCUAUUUAUGAGUAGCCCUGGGUCCUGAGGGACCUUCACUUGUGUGCAAUGUAUAUGGAGUAGCCCAUGUUGAGGGUUGUAGCCCCUCAGAGGGGAUGGAGAAGGACUGAAACAGGCCUGGCAGACCAAGAUGAUGGCAUUUGUCUGCCCACAGAGGUGGAGAAGAGCCUGCAUCCUCUGCCCUGUGCUGGUGAGGCCAAGCACUGUCCUGGCACUGUCCUACUGUCCAGCCAUAGUCCUCCCCCUGCCUGCAGGUUGGCUGUGGAGGAUGCUCUUGUACCAGCAGCCCAGAGGGGCAGCAGCUUCAGAAACUCCCAGGAAAAUGUUACUGAUGGUAGGGGUGGCGCAGCUUGGCUCUGAGCACACCCUGGCUGCUGGCACUGGGUGUCAGCUAGGACAGCCCCAGGGGCGGUGAGUGCUUGUCCAUGCUUGGAAAUGGAGUGAUGCAAGGGGGGGGGCUGUUCCUUCCUUCAGUCCUUCUGAGGAAAGGAAAUGCCUGGUCCCUGGACAGCCCUUCCUCCAGGUGACUCACUGAUGCUAUCAUGUGUGUUAGAUGGGCUGGAGAGGAGUGACAAACUUGGUGUGAGUCACAGGGAACUCCAGCAAGGUCUGCUGGCUCUCACCUGCUCCUGCAGCAGGGAGAAGGGCUGCUUUUA